AUGGUCCAGAAGCUUUAUUAUGAGCAUAAAUAUUAUACUCUGCAAGAUUAUGAGGAGGAAAUAGUUUAUGAGAACGGAGUUGUGGCCUCCACCUCAACCGUGGCCAUGGAGGCAGAUGGUGGCCAUAGUGGAGGCCCCAUAGGCUGCCCAUAUGUCAGAAUCUAUGAGAGCAACCAGGGCCAGGAUAGCGAGAGGGACUCUGAGGAAAGUGAUGCCAACGUGAGAGAAAGCAGUAGCCACCCGGAUUCCUCUUUGGAGCUUGACCCGGAAGAACUGAACACCUCAGAGGCUGAUGUGGCAAGGGUUCCUCAGAGGCACCUGGGUCGUCAAAACCUCUUCCGUUUCACACCGCACCAGAUGAAGAAAAUGGAAAGCGUCUUUAAAAAAUCACAGUACCCAGAUUUGGCUGCCAGGGAAGAACUUGCGAGAGCUCUGAAAGUGCCUGAAGUGAAACUGAAGGUGUGGUUUGCCAAACGACGAGCCAAAGAGAGGAAGAAAGAAACACUCGUACUGAUAGAACACACACCUCCUGUUGAAGACAUCAUUAUACUUAGGGACAUUGAGGAAGAUUCAUCCUAG
Molecule: messenger RNA, 579 nt
Organism: Chionomys nivalis (European snow vole)
Lineage: Eukaryota; Metazoa; Chordata; Mammalia; Rodentia; Cricetidae
Product: homeobox protein Rhox13-like
Exons: 1
Coding region: 1-579 (192 amino acids)
Biological process (GO): regulation of transcription by RNA polymerase II
Molecular function (GO): RNA polymerase II transcription regulatory region sequence-specific DNA binding; DNA-binding transcription factor activity, RNA polymerase II-specific
Source: RefSeq, a predicted model, not a curated record